UACAGAGUUGUGUGACAACAUGGAUGACCUUAAGUCAGUUGGAGUCCCAGUAAAUCCAGUUAAAGCUUUAUGGCUGCUUAUCCUCUUAAUAGUUUUGUCUAUACAAUGUCAGAGAAUGGUGAGAAAUGUCUUUCUCAGUUUCCUCAAGGUAACAUCUUCAUAUUGCUUGUUUUCUCUGAUCAAUGGGUGAACGUCCAAAAAAUUUAGAGAAGAAAAGGGAAACAGAAAAUCUUCACAUUCAAGAAGCUGGAUUUGCUCAGAUUUUCGGCAUCAUUCAAUAUGAUUACCUUCAGCAGAACAAAAGCAGGAAUUCUGAUAAAACUUUUCAAAUUCUACCAUCUUCAGUAUGUAUGAAAGGUGUAACUACUGUGGACAUUUUUAUUAUUUCUAAUUUCUGCUCCUUAUAAUGUGACUGCAAAUUAGCAUUAACUCCAUACAGUACAGAGGCAGUAUCAUGUGUUCUGUAUAAUGGGUGAUAGAGGUGGCUGUGUUCAGCCCGCUGGCUGUAUUUCUAUCAUGGCUGAGGUUUUUGGUUUAUCGCUGUGCUGGAGGGUGCAUGCCGGAGCCCCCUAUGGAGCAGUCUGAUAAGUCAGCCGUUGCCUGGGGUCAGUCAGAGUAGCUGUGCUGAAGGUAAUCGAGGUCCCGGGGGUUAACACUGAGAUCAUUCCCCUGUAGUCAGCAUUCCACUCCUCUUUGCCCUCCUCCUCCUCGUACUUGUGUAUACAUUUUCAUCCCAUGUCUGUCUCCUACCACUUGCUCUUGAGCCAACCAUCCCCACCUUGACACCUCCACCUUCAAUCCAUAAUCUCCCAUCCUGCCUCCCUUCACAUUCAAACCAUGGCAUCGUCUCAUUACCGCCCCUUUCUUAUCUCGUUGGUCUCCUUCCAUCCAUCUGCAUUUCAUUUUUUUUCCUUUCCCUCUCAGGCAUCUGUAUCCGUCCGUCCUUUCAUCGUCUGUUUCUCACCCCCCCUUCCUCCUUUUUGUUUCUUUCCUUUGCCUCUCGAAUGCCAAUAUGUCGGGGAAAAAAGGGGAAAUGCAAGAAAGGGAUGACACACAGGCGAUUGGUAACCAUGGCAACGCAUGCAGCUUGUCAAAGUGUCGCCCUCACCAGUGUUGGAUCGCUUCAAUAACCGCUUCCCUCUCGGUGCUUUUUCCCUCCUUCUUUCUUCUCUCCAUUUCUCUGCCCUCCUCCCCUGUUCGUGCACGUCCUCAGCCUGUCCAAGGAAGAAAAAAAGAAAAAGGCUCUCCUUGCCAACUCUCAUUCAUCUCGGUGUACCUCAUCUCGGUAAUUGAUAACCCUAAUUGGCUACAAGAACCAAUCCUCCACCUCCUUGUAUCCUCAGCAGACGGUCUCCCCUGUGUUACGUUCUUCCUGAAUAAGGUCAGACUUCGAAGCGAAGAGUAUCAGUGCAGUGUGACAGCUCAGCAUCAACACUUGGUCGGUGUAUGUUGCGCGCAGCCAUAUACAGUGUGCCUUUGUGUCUGUGCUGCUGCUGCUGCAUGUGUAGUGUAGUGAUGUGCUGACAUAUGGAGGCUGACAGUAAUCAGACGUCCCCAGUGUGGCUCUCUGUUCCCCCUGUCAGCCCGGGCUGAGCCAGGAGCACAUUAGAAUCUGAUCUAUCUCUCCUCUGUGGCAAGUGGAUGCAGAGCACUGGAGUGUGUCACAGCCCUCUUACAGGAAAGAGAAGAAGAGGACUCACUGCCAGACCGCUGGCUUAGACAGACGCGCAUAUAACAGACAGUGCUGGACCCAGAGAACACCGGUUUCAUCGCAGUGGAGAACUUCACCAGUUUGGUGGAGCACCAUGAGCUGCAGCUGGACCCAUCCAAGCUGGAUAUGUUGUUAGCCCUCGUCCAGAGCAACGAAGAUGGACAGGUGUGCUACCAGGAGCUCAUCGAGCUGAUGAGCAGCAAACGCUCCAGCAGUUUCCGACGGGCCAUCGCCAAUGGCCGCCGCACGCUGCAGAGGGAGAUCCUGCUGGACGAGACGGGGCUGGGUCUGUACAAACGCUUUGUUCGUUAUGUGGCCUACGAGAUCCUGCCCUGCGAGACGGACCGACGCUGGUACUUCCACCAGAACCGCCUAUGUCCACCGCCUGUCUUCAUUGCCAUCGUCACCAUCGUCCAGAUUAUCGUGUUCAUGUGCUAUGGCAUCAUGCUAAACAAGUGGGUGCUUCAGACGUAUCAGCCUGACUUCAUGAAGAGCCCUCUGGUCUACCAUCCCGGCCACCGUGCACAAGUGUGGCGCUUCUUCAGCUACAUGUUCAUGCACGUCGGUUUAGAGCAGCUGGGAUUCAAUGCUUUACUGCAGCUGAUGAUCGGUGUCCCUUUAGAGAUGGUCCACGGCAUCUUACGAAUAAGUUUGCUUUACAUGGCGGGAGUGUUGGCCGGCUCGCUGACAGUGUCCAUCACCGACAUGCGUGCUCCAGUGGUGGGGGGCUCCGGAGGGGUCUACGCUCUGUGCUCAGCGCAUCUGGCCAAUGUCGUCAUGAACUGGGCCGGGAUGCGCUGCCCGUACAAGCUGCUCCGCAUGAUCCUGGCGCUAGUUUGCAUGAGUUCAGAGGUGGGUCGUGCAGUCUGGCUCCGCUUCUCACCACCGUUACCCUCCUCGGGACCCCAGCCCAGCUUCAUGGCCCACCUGUCGGGGGCAGUGGUCGGCAUCAGCAUGGGCCUGCUGAUCCUGCGCAGCUACGAGGAGAGUCUGCAGAAACAGUGCUCCUGGUGGGUCAUCGUCUUCUCCUUCAUCACCUUCCUCCUCUUUGCCAUCUUCUGGAACAUCUUUGCGUACGACCUCCUGGGGGUACAGAUACCACCUCCCCCCUGAUGACGGCCCCCCAGCGGGCCUCCUCCAUGUACACACUGACUCUAGCCCUGCUCCAAACAAAGGUUCCCCUUUGACCAUAGUUAACUCUCCAUUUCCUCUCAAGUUAUACCCAAAUGAAAGGAUAUGAAAUCCUCCAAACUAAAAAUUGACCAAGAAUCCUUUUUUACAGGUACUUUGCAAAUCAAAGAAAUAUGUCUCUUUUAUUAAAGAGGGAUUACAGUAGCAACAAGUACAGGUGAAAGUUCCUCAGAUCCACUUUGAGGAGCAUUAUAUCUUUUUAUAUACGUUGAAUCUCAUCCACAUAGCCAGCGCUAACCUUUCUGCGAGCAUUUAACCGUCGUGCUCUCUCUUUUUUCAGAACCUCAGAAAGCAGGUUUCAUCCGUCUUUUCUUUGAGUGCAUCUUUCACUCAUGUAAAGACCUCAAAUUAGAAGAAUCAUGACGUGUGCCUCUGGUGAAAAGGAAAGUGAAUUAAAGGGAUGAGAAGUGAGAGAUCAGGAUCAGCUGCAGCGACGCUCCUUCAACUAAUGGGGUGUCAGUGUUUUUGCUGUAAGGCACUUAAGCCUGAAUCUGCACCACAAAUCAGAUCUGCAGGAGAAGAUGUGAAGAGGAUUUUCAGGAAGAGCAUGUUUAUUUCUGAUGGCGGCAAUAAAAAAUACACAAAGCACCAAUGAAAUAGAAUUAUUGAGAUGAUUUUUUUUUAAUUUCACAUCCCUGCUGUAACUCACAGAGGUCACUCACUGUGGCUUAUUUGCAAAACCUCUGGGACACUAAGUGAAAAACCAACUAACAGAACUUUUCCUUCAAAUGGAGCUGCAGUGUAAGAUCUCCAGCCUGACGAAAAGUAAAAAUGCGGCGCCCCGAGUGGAAAAAACAAACGGAGGAACAAGUUUCAAAUUCACGAUUUCAGGCACAUCUCAUGUGAUUCUGUCAGCUUCUGUCAUUUUCAAGGAAUACCUUAAGGAUAAAAAAAACACCACUGUCAUUUUCACUCCAUGGAGUCCUUUAAAAGAAGAAGACGUUUCUGCAUUAUUUCCUUGACAUUAUACCUACACUGUGGAUACAGAAACAUAGCAACAAAAACAACACGCGAAGGCGGGAAGUUAAAGUGACCGUGUGACAGGAGAGGAAAGAAAAAAGAAAAGACAGCUUGCUGAAGUUUCCCGGACGGUCAUCACUUCAGCGAGCGGACUCCUCCUGUUGCUGCGUCAACCACCGACUUGCUAAGCGCACCAUGUAAAAUAUGCCAUGUCAUGCUCUGUGGCUCUCAGCGAGACGAGGACACACACCGACACGAACACACUUCUCCUAUUUUGUCUUUGAGAGCAGCCGCCGACUGAUUCUGUAGGACAAACUGAAGAGAAGAGACACUACAAACACACACAGACACUCGAACACAAACACACACACACACACUCGAACACAAACACACACACACACACACACACACACUGGCCUCGGCCUGUUCUCGCUCUGACAGACUGAACUGGGGGAGGGAUGUGUCAUCAUCUGACCUCUGACCUUUGCGUCCCAGAGGGCAUUGGGGUCUCUACGUCAGGCCCAGUCGAUACCUCAGUUUCUCAUUCUUAGGGACUGUAUACAUUUGUAAAGGAAUGUACCUAUAAAGAGAAAAAAAAGUGUUAUUAAGUUGUCCCCGUUUUUCAUUUGAUAGUGGAUGUGUAUAUUGUAUGUUCAUAACCAAGAGUAUAUUUAUUUGUAUUUUUUUUCCUCUUUCAAGGGGAAAAGAGAAAAAGUUUCAAAUGGUGCAAAAUUGAUUCUAUGAUUGUUGUCCUUCUGAUAACUCCUGUAUGGCUUUGAUCCUCUCAAAAAUAACGAGGCGAAAUCCCCUGGUUUGUUAGGCGACCGACCAACAAGUCACUUGAUUUUAUAAAUCUUCAGUGCUUUACAGUAUAAGCCAUAGAAAGAACUAAUUGGAGAGGGCAAAAGCAAUGGGGAAAAAAAUGUGUUUGUUGGUUUCAAACCCGCUGACUGGUAGCUUCAGUUGAAAUUCAUUUGUUUUGUGUGUGUGAAAAAGAACGUAAUUUCUUCUUUGUGAAUAUUCUGCAGGUGAAGUGAAAAGAAGACAAACUGUGCAAGUAGAUGCCUGUGAAACCCCAGACUGUUUGAGAUGUUUUCAUGUAGCUAGAAUCCUUAUUUUUUACAACUCGUUUGCCAGCUUUUAUGCUUGCAGUCGACGCAGCUUAAUUUUACAAGUGCCCACAUCUCCAAACUCUCCCCCUGCAGCGCGCGGACGCUUCGCCGCAAAUCUUCUUCUGCAAAUCAGAAAUUAUGAACGGGGCCUCUGUCGUAUAUUAUCUCCAGAGUGGUUCGAAGCUUUUGGAGAGCCGAGGCGAGGAUAGCCAUUACAUUUACUCAAUGCUACGUUCCAUUUUUCAGUCUUUCAAUCAAUAAUUCAUUUGAAUGUCCACUGGCUGCCUGGGGAAAAUGUUUUUUUCUUACUUUUUCCUUUUUUCUUUUUUUUUUUUUUGCAUUUGUCUGACUUGACAGUUGGCAGUCCUCAGCAUUUACUUCCACAUGAAACUGUCAGUAGUGACAGAAGACUCUGUGUUAAAUGAGGGAAUGAGUUUGAAAUAGCCAUAAUAAGCAGUUUUCUGAUACAUUGAAACAAGAAAAGAUCAGCCAUUAUGCGUUAGUGAUGUAUCCUUGAUGGAAACUCUUGUGUAUACUAGGAAAUAUUAUUGCUUGGAAUUGCAACGAUACAUUGAUGAAUAAUGCAUACCCACCCUGUUAGCCUAUAAUGAAGAUAAAGAGGAUGCCUGAGAGGAGGUUAAUGUGCCUCUUUAACUUAAGAUUCAUAGGAACCCAGAAGGGUUGUAAAAAGGGCUAGUAAAUGGCUAUGUUUUUGUAGAACACUAACUGUGAACAUAACCCCUCCUGGAAGUACAUGCAGGACUAAAAUCAGAGGCUCGUGAAUUCAUGUUGCCCCUACAACUGAAAGAUAAAAGAUCCUCGGCUGAGUUCUCCCCAUACAAGUGUCCAGUGUCGUGUCCUCAGACGACAACAGAAGAGAAAAUAUCGACCGGCGGGGGGGAAUUUUCAGCAGUAGUUUAUUACUUUUUCCGUGAGCCAAAUCUCCUGGCCCUGAGUCUGAGCCAACCAACAGCACCAACACACCUUCAUAAAAAACCAGCCUCUCCUGCUCCUCAUAAAGGAGACGCCUGACUCUCAUCCUCAGUUUGGCUUUGUGAGGAAACACAACUCUUCAUCCAGCAGUGCUUCUGCUCCAUCCUCAUGUCACAUCACCCACAGCGUCACGAUGAUUCAUGGCUGUUGUGAGGACGCUCCGGAGCCCACAGCCAAACAGGAUGUCCUCCUUUAAUAAGUGGAUCUGACAGGUGGCGUGAUGUUAAUUUAAUCGCUGGUGUUAAGUGACACAUUCGCUCGCCACAGUGAAGAGGGAAGCGUUGGUGAGCUGAAUAGUAGCAGCCUAUCAAUAACAUGCGAUCCAUCACUCUCACAGCCUCUUCAUCCUCCUUUUAGCUGAUCGUAACUGCUGUUAGGACACAGAAGGUGAACUCUGAGCCGAGCAUGUCUGGGGUUUCGUCCUCGAACCCUUGUUAAUGGGACCGUUUGUGCUCAUCUCUUUCAAAAAUGCAGCAACUUCAAAGCAACAUACUUGACAUUCUCUUGUAUUUUGUCAUGAGUGGGCCUUUUUUAGCUUUUAUUUUUUGCACUUCUUAUAAUGUGACAUGUUGUGUGCCAUAUUCUCUACUGCCAUGAUCAUUCUUUAAGGCUUUUUUACCUCCCUAUGCCAAUCCAUUGUGCUGUUAUGCCCAAUGCCUUGUUAUAUAUAUAGCUAUACAUAUAGAAAAGCCCAAAACUAAGCAUCGGGCAGAAAAGGCUGCUUUGCUCUUCGCUGUAUCUUAUAUUCUACAUGAUCAUGCACAUAAUUCAUAAGAGACAGAAGCCGCAGUGCAAACAUCUGUAUAUCCUGUAGCUGCUCUCAACAGCUGUGUGCCAACAAGCCGGUCAGGUUGCCUUUUCUUAGUUUAGCUCUACUUGGAUGGUAGUAACUCUAAAGCAAGCCGCUGUAGCUUGUUACUUGGAGUUUUAUUGCAAGUAAGAGUUAUUGGAUGCUCACGAGUACAAACAUUUACACUCUUAGUGAGAGUAAAGAUGUUUAAACCUGAAUUUUUACACCAAGGGCCCCAAAAGUGCAGACGUUCAGCUUUAGUACACAAGUUUCUCUGGAUAUUGAUGCGUCAAAAUGUGCAAAACAGGGUUCAAAUUUAAAUUAACUUAACUCUUGCACAUUAUCAGUCUGUAUUAGAGCACAGAUGUAAAAGAAGCAACCGUUUUUUUUGGUUUGCAACACCGCUAAAGUCUUGGAUUUCUGGCUUUAAUGUAGAUUAUAUUUCCACGAUCGCAGCAACUCGAGCUCACGCAAACAUCCCGAGGCAGUUUUCUUCAAACGAGUCAUUUCCCUCCGACGGUUUCCAACAACAAAGAAGUCAUAUCUGUGCUGCUGUGGUAGUUUUUCACGAGCUGCUUACUUGUAUCGAUUUAAAAAAAUGGUGCCAAGCUUACGAGGUUCAACCUCUGAGACCAGACAAGAGGUUGGACCAACACAGCGUUUACAAAAAGACAAAGCAGAAGAAGCUAUUUUUCUCUCGGUCAAGAGGAAACUAAAGGAAAACUAAAUUUACAUAUGGAUAAUUUAUAUCAAAGUCCUCAUUAAUUAUUUCACAAUCUAUUGUACUUUUUAAAUGUUCUGAACGGAACCAUUUUAUAUUGUAUAUAUAUGAAUAUAUUUUGUUUUAUUUUGUACUGUUCAUUGUACUUUGCUUUAAUUUAGAAACAAUAUAAAUAAAGAACAAUACUGUGGCAACAA
This is a messenger RNA of Amphiprion ocellaris (clown anemonefish), 7675 nucleotides long. It is a transcript of the gene rhbdl1, whose product is annotated as rhomboid, veinlet-like 1 (Drosophila). Gene Ontology annotation, molecular function: serine-type endopeptidase activity. The record is from RefSeq and is a predicted model, not a curated record. The transcript has 8 exons. Bases 1838 to 2824 code for a protein of 328 amino acids. Gene Ontology annotation, cellular component: membrane. NCBI's taxonomy places the organism in Eukaryota, Metazoa, Chordata, Actinopteri, Pomacentridae.